This is a messenger RNA of Aspergillus oryzae RIB40, 1611 nucleotides long. RefSeq lists its product as uncharacterized. The transcript has 5 exons. The coding region runs from base 1 to 1611 and encodes 536 amino acids. Gene Ontology annotation, cellular component: membrane. Gene Ontology annotation, biological process: transmembrane transport; carbohydrate transport. Gene Ontology annotation, molecular function: carbohydrate:proton symporter activity. The record is from RefSeq and is a predicted model, not a curated record. NCBI's taxonomy places the organism in Eukaryota, Fungi, Ascomycota, Eurotiomycetes, Eurotiales, Aspergillaceae.
AUGGCAGGAGGUACUAGCAUCUGGGCGAGCAAGGAGGCAAGAACUGACCCGAAGGAGAUUUUCAACCUCAGGCUUCUUUAUCUCCUUAUAUCGGUUGCCUGGGGUGGGUGGUUCUAUGGUUUCGACACGGGUAACAUUGGAGGCAUUCUCACUUUGCCUUCAUUCGAGAAUGCCUUCGGUCUGAACAACCUACCGGCUGCAGAGAUUGAUAAUCGAAAGACGUUGAUGAGAUUACAGGGAACGAUUGCCGCAAUGCUGGCGGCUGGUGGCUCAGCCGGGGCUCUUUGCGCUGCCCCAACCUCAGACUUUCUUGGACGGAAAUGGUCGGUCUUUCUGUGGGGAUUUAUAUUUGUGGUUGGUGCUGCGAUGCAGAUGGUGGCCGAUUAUGAUGUGCUUCUUGCUGGUCGCUUCAUCGGCGGUAUGGGGGUGGGCGCCAGUUCCAUGCUCACUCCUCAGUUUUUAGCCGAGAAUUCCCCCAAGUCCGUUCGAGGAUCAAUGACUGCAACGUAUAACUUGAUGAUCCUAGCCGGUAUAAUGUUGGCAUUUUGGAUCAACUAUGGAGUAUCCCUGUGGUCAUUCCCCGGCGUUGAACAUGAUAACACGCAGUGGAGAACGUCAAUGGGAAUUCAACUCAUCCCUGGGGCUCUGAUGUGCCUGAUGAUACCCUUUGAGGGAAUCAAGAACCUAUGCCGGCUACGGAAGCUUCCUAUCGAGCAUCCCUAUGUCCAAACGGAAUACCAGGAGAUCGAGGCGCAGGUACGGUACGAGCAGGAGUGUCAUCAGGGUCACAGCUAUUGGGUGGUGUUGCAGGACAUCCUCCUAAUCAAAAGUAACUUUCAACGGUUUUUCCUCGCCAUUAUGUUAUUUCUGUUUCACAAGUUCACGGGCACAGAUUCCUUGAAUUACUACGCGCCUGAGAUAUUCGAGUUAAUCGGUGUGAAAGGGAGUUCCAAUUCUCUUCUAACAACCGGUGUGUAUGGCGUGGUGAAGUUUGUGGUGACCAUCUUCUAUGUCACCUACCUAGUGGAUCGUGUUGGUCGCCGCCUUCCUCUACUCGUUGGUGCAUCUCUACAAGCAACCGCAAUGUUAUACCUUGCACUGUAUCUCCGGUUCGCGGGAACCAACACCGAUACUGUUGGAGGGACUCCCGCGGGUGGUAUAGUCGGUAUUGUCUGGAUUUACAUCUACGCCUUCGGUUGGUCAUUUGGACACAGCGUGGCAUGCUAUGUCGUGGCGGCAGAAAUUUUCCCAACCAGAAUUAGGUCGGUCUGCAUGUCAAUUUGCUUCUUCGUCAACUGGAUUGUCGACUACGGCAUCACGCGGGCUACGCCGAAUAUGAUUACCGAGAUGGGAUGGGGCGUCUUUCUGCUUUAUGCGUUAUUGACCUAUGCCGGGGUUGUGUUUAUCUUCUUCUGCCUGCCCGAACUCAAAGGACGAUCGAUUGAGAGUAUCGAUGAUCUGUUCCAGAGACCACUGUGGAGCAUGUGGCGACAUGCAUACCCCACAGAGGAAGAGAAGACACGACAAGGCAUUCCGCAGCUGAUGAAAGGUGGAAAUGAGGAUAACGCAGACGGGGACAAGGAUCGUCCGGUUCAUAUUGAGUCAGUCUAG